AUGGUAGUUUUUGUAUUUAUUGCAGAGCCUUGGGUAGUUUUUGAUUCUAUCCCUAAUAAUUUCUGGUCUAGUUUGGACUUAAAGUUAGUUGUAACCAAUGAUAGAGGCAAUCAACUUUCAAAUUUAUGGUGUCUCUGUGCCAGAAACAUUAAUGUCACAGUUGUUUCUAACUCCAUGCAAUUGAUUGCUUGUGAAGCCACUAUGGGAGACAUAAGUUAUUUUGUUGCUGGUAUCUAUGCUUCAACUUCUUAUCUCACUCGUAGAGAUUUGUGGAUUGAGUUGUCAAAUUUAAUGGACAAUCUUCAAGGUUCUUGGUGUCUCAUUGGAGACUUCAGUGCAGUGCUGGGUGCCCAUGAAAAAUCGAGUGGUCCACCUCCUAUUAAAGCUUCUUGUGAUGAUUUUUUGGCUUUCGCAGAUACCAAUGAUCUUCACCAUUUGGAUACUAGAGGUGCUCCCUUUACUUGGACUAACGGUCAUAAGGGUAAACAGCUUCGGCUAGACAGUGUGAUGUGCAAUGAACAAUGGCUUCUUUCUUGGGAUUCUUCUGUUUGUAGUACCCUUGCUCGUGUUAAAUCCGAUCAUCAUCCUUUACUUUUUAAGGCUCAUAAGGGAGACAAUUCUUUUGCUUCUUCUUUCAAGUUCCAGAGCUUAAGUGUUAAUAAUGCGACUCAUAUUCUUGAGGUGAUUCAACAGAGAAUUGCAGAUGAGGGUUACUCUGAUGAGUUGCAUAUUGAAGAACUUGAUCCUUCAAGCAAGCUUAUUGAUGCUCUCAAAAUUCAGAAAGAUUUUUGGAGAGAUAAGUCUAGGCUUCAUUGGGUUAAAGAUGGAGAUGCUUGCACCAGAUUCUUCCACACUUAUGCGAAGAUUAGAGCUGCCACUAAUAAACUCACUCAUCUGAAGGCUGAUGGUAAUCUUUUAGUUUCUCAUGUUGAUGUUUCAAAUCAUGUAGCGUCCUACUUUCAAGAUAUGUAUGCUGGUGACUCUGUGAAUCCUUCUACAGACUUCAUCUCUAGAAAUAUUCAAAGUUCAGUAACCCAAGAUGAGAACAACUCUAUUACUUCCAUGCCUAAUGCGUCAGAAAUAAAAGCUGCUGUGGACGAUAUGAAUGCUAAUGGGGCUCCUGGCCCUGAUGGAUUUAGUGGUGUGUUUUUCACAUCCUUCUGGGAUAUAGUUGGUGCUGAUGUGAUUAAUUAUGUACAAUCUUUCUUUUUAAAUGGCUGGCAUAUUCCUAAUGCCAAUCCUAGUCACGUUACAAUUAUCCACAAGGAGCCUGGUGCUGACACCAUUGAGAAGUUUCGUCCUAUUGCGUUGGGAAAUUUCCACUUCAAAAUCAUUGGCAAAAUCCUAGCUAAUCGUCUUAGCCCUAUUGCCUUUAGAAUCAUAUCUCCAGCAAAGAAACUUUCUUAA
This is a messenger RNA of Papaver somniferum (opium poppy), 1407 nucleotides long. RefSeq lists its product as uncharacterized. The transcript is spliced from 2 exons. The coding region runs from base 1 to 1407 and encodes 468 amino acids. NCBI's taxonomy places the organism in Eukaryota, Viridiplantae, Streptophyta, Magnoliopsida, Ranunculales, Papaveraceae. The record is from RefSeq and is a predicted model, not a curated record.